Rhodofomes roseus is the source of this 2226-nucleotide messenger RNA. RefSeq lists its product as uncharacterized. The record is from RefSeq and is a predicted model, not a curated record. Bases 1 to 2226 code for a protein of 741 amino acids. The transcript is spliced from 3 exons. Lineage: Eukaryota; Fungi; Basidiomycota; Agaricomycetes; Polyporales; Fomitopsidaceae.
AUGCCUCGCACCCCGACCAACGCCACUUCUGCCUCUACCCCUGCCGAACACGGCCUGGAAGCCCGCCCCGCGGAUGCGACCGACAACAACAACCUCAGCAAUGAAGGGCGGGCCCCUUCUCCUACGUAUGCACAAGUCGCGUCGCGCCCUCCGUCUCCCCGCAGGAGCGGCAGUGCGACCAGCGAAACCACUGCUGUGCAUAAAGCGCCGGCACCUCCCCCUCCGACCCCCCUCGCUACGGAGAGCCCUGCUGAAGCUCCCUUCACGCAACGUGGCGCCGCAGCGAGCGACGACGAGGACUUGGGAUGGACCACGGUUAAAGCCCCGUUGAAGUCCAAGAAGUCAAAGCCCAAGAAGGGCAAAGGCAAAGCGAAGGCGACCGUCCCAGUCCAACAGCAGGACACCCAGGCCCCCGGGCUUACUAUGACGCCGAAUGCAUCGCCGAAGAGCAGUGAGCCCCGGAAGCGGAGGCGGACCGACUACGGAGACGAAGGCCUAACAGCCGACAAGCGACAGGAUGCCCCUGUAAGCCUCUCACACUCCUCGAAAUUGCCCCUGCUGUUCGAACAAAGCUCUGCGUCCUCCCAGUCGCCCGCCCAGAUCGACUCUCAGAGUGCCAACGAAUUCCCCAACGAGGAAGUCGGUAUGGACGUCGACUCCGAAGCGGACCUACGUAAUCACGACUUCGGACGCCCUAACUUCUUCACUCGUAACGAGUCCACUGGCUGGAGCACCCCUCCCAGUAGCCGCGCUGGCGACUUCGAGCCUGGACCUAGCGUGCGACCCCUGAAGGGCCACAAACGUAGCAAUGCUAGACACGACCUUAGGUCCUUCAUUGACCGGCCCAUCAAUGCGACGCAUGGAUCCUCGUCCCCCGCCGCACAGUCACGAACUCCCACCCAGCAGCGCAGCAGCCACGCUAGGACGCCGACUCCCGCUGCACCUCCCCGCAUCCCAGGGAAGUUCGUCAAGAAACGUGGCGCCGCCAAGUCCCCAACGCAGUCCUCCCUACGGGCGCGACAGACCUCUAGUGACGAGGAGAUGCUACCGACUAGCGACGCCCCCGUACAGUCCGACGCCUCUACGCACGACGCUCGGCCCCGCGAACCAGCCAUACGCCACGGCCGCGGCCGCUACUCCUUGUACGCCGUCGGUAACCCACCUGUCCAGCGCACGCCAUCCCCAGAGCUCAGCCCUUACGACGUCCUCCUCGCUGACUCCGACAUCACGAUCCCGCCGGAAGGUCUCUUGAAGGAGACCCAGGGCGACCGAAUGGACUGGAAGAAGAAGGGCCUGUGCCUCAAGCAGGCCAAGGCGUGGAACGACUUAGGCAGAGGCAGACCCCUCAUCGUCGUCCAGUUCGGAGAGCUUGGGGCCGAGGAAGCUGGCAUGAACGAACGCGCUGUCUUCCUUGUCGCGCUCCUAUCUCGUCUCUCCGAGCGCAAUGACGUCCAGGUUAACCCCGGACACGGCCCGCUGGAGGAGGGAAGGUACGAAGACAACAAAGACGCCCCACCGAACAAGGAGCCGUACUGGAUCGCUAUCGAGAACCUACCCGACGACUGGUGCAUCGCGUUGGCCCGAGCGGCCUGGCUCCGCGCCGGGAAGUACGUUCUCAACUUCACCCUCUGGCGACACGACCCCCCCACUCUCUGCGCGCAGUUCCGAUCCGUGUUCCGGUUCAAAGCGCAGUCGAAGGAGGAGUAUGAGGCCAUCGUGCGACGGGAACUCCUUAACUCCGAGCUGAUGACACUGACUCUCAACCUCCUCGAGGGCGACAUCGAGAGAGGAGGGAAGUGGCGUCGUGCGCUACUGGACAACGCAUUCGGCGCAAUUCUAGACUCUGUAGACGUCGAAGUUCAUAACAGCCGAAUCACGUCUCAUACGUCUGAGGAUAUAGCGUUCAUCCAUAUCUCCUCCCCUACGGCUGACUGGCAGGAGUGGAUCACCUUCAGGGACGCGGUGCAAGCCCACAAGUUCGGCUCUUCGGCGGCCGGACACCCCAUCCCGUUCCUCGGACGAGUCUUCUGUGGCUUCUGCCACUCCUUGGGCCACCCAACGGGUCGCUGCCCGGCCAAGCUGUUCUUCUUCCCCAAACAAUCCCUACCUCAGAAACAACAACCCACGCAAUCGUCGUCCGCGGGACGCGGAGGAUAUCAGGGAGGGAGGGGCAAUGGCAACGGCCGUGGACGCGGCGGCAGGGGCGGUAAGAUGCGCGGAUACUAG